AUGGCUUCGUCCACCCCUUCAACCGCUAAUGAGGGCGCCGCAUCUAGCUCUGGAAUCACGUUCAAAGAGAUGCUCGAGCAUCCGUUGUACAAGCAUUUCCAGGAAAUUAAGAAGAUGUAUGAGGAUAAGGGGAAGGCAAAAGCGGAUAAGGGGAAGGCGGCAGCCGGGGCCAUGGAGGCGAUUGGAGGUGGUCCUACCGGGAAACGGAAGAUUUCGGAUUUCUUCAGCGGAGAGACGGCGGAGGCAAAAUCUAGGGCCGAUGAGGCGAUUUCUUUCUUCUUCGCGGGCCUGCGUAUUCCCGAACACCAUGCUGAUCACCCGCUCUUCCGUAACAUGUUACGGGCGGUGGCCGAGGCGGGCAGCGGCUACGUCCCGCCCGGCCGCAAGUACGUUGGCGGAUCCUGUCUCCAGAAGUGCCGCAUUCGGAUCGAGGAGGGGUUGGCGCCCAUUAAGAAGACUUGGGCGAAGCAGGGGGUCACCAUUGCGAGCGACAUGAUGACCGAUCGCUUGUCGCGUGCACAUGCGAACAUUCUGCUGAUCAACGACGCAGGGGCGAUGUUCACUCAGAGCAUCGACUGUGGAAUGGAGACCAAGACGGGCACCUUCAUUGCUGACAUGCUGAGGCCCAUCAUCACGGAAGUCGGUCUCCAGAAUGUUGUGGCGCUGUGCACGGAUGGGGGGAGCAACUACGGCUCGGCGCGUUGGAUUCUGGGGGCGGAGGGAAACGAGAUGAUCAACUUCCUGCGCAACCAUCAUUGGACCCGUGCCGCUUUGAGGGACCCGACAUUGCCUGGGGGUAAGGUGCUGCAGGCGCUGCGGCCGGCCGGCACUCGGUUUGGCACUCAGUACAUUGCGGUUUCGAGGUUGUGCAAGCUGGAGCAGAAGCUGACCAUGCUCGUGACGAGUGACCUGUGGAAGGGGUGGGCCGUGGGGGACAGGAAGGAGGGGGCCGAGAAGUUUGCCAGCCAGGUGAUUGAUCCGACGUGGUGGAAGACUGCCGGCUUCUUUGUGAAGCUACUGGAGCUGUUUUACAAGACGAUGCGCAUGACGGACUCGACUGCACAUGGGAUGAUGGGUCGCAUGUACGACCUCAUGCUGCAGCUGACGGAGGACGUGGAGAAGGUGUUGGAUGGGGACGAGAAGCAUUUGACCAGGACAGACAAGGCGCGAAUCUCACGCAUUGUGAAGGAUCGCUGGGACAACAGCCUCGCGUGUUCCUUGCAAGUGGCUGGUCGGAUCCUGAACCCGCUCAACCAGGAUGAGGAAAUCUUCGGGGUUGAUGUGGAGUGCACCCGGGUCUUUAAGGAGUUCAUUGCACGCGCCAGUGACUACUACGAGCGGUACCCCGCCAUGAGUGGAGUGUCGGGGAGGGAUGUGGAUCUGGAGGCAGCGGUGACGGCGUACUUGGAGUCGAGGGGGAGUUGUGGGAUGCCAAAGGCCAGGGAGGCACGGGAGAAGGUGAAGGAGAAGAAGCAGACGAUGGAGCAGUGGUGGCUGUGGCAUUGCACUGAGUGGCCCGAGCUCGCGCGCCUUGCACGUCGUGUGCUGUCCCAGCCUGUGUCCGCCUCAUCAUGCGAACGGAACUGGUCCAUGUGGGAUUUGGUGCACACUGCAAGGCGCAACAGGCUGGGUUCAGUGAAGUGCCGUGUCCUUGUCUAUGUUGCGCACAACUGGAACGUUGUGCACAACUUCCACAAGGUCCCGGCGGAGGGGGCGGGGAUUGUGAAGGGGAACAUUCCCGACCCUCCAAUCCCCGAGGGGUAUAUUGUGCAGGAUGAGGAGGAGGAGGAAGAGGCGGAUGAGGCGGAGCAGAAGGUGCUCGAGGACGAGUACGAAGAGUACCCGAAGAAGGCGUAG
Closterium sp. Yama58-4 is the source of this 1857-nucleotide messenger RNA. NCBI's taxonomy places the organism in Eukaryota, Viridiplantae, Streptophyta, Zygnematophyceae, Desmidiales, Closteriaceae. The record is from the annotation of a GenBank genome assembly.